UGAGCCGCGGGGUGACCCCGGCGCGCGCCCCGGGAUGGCGGCGGGGCUGGGCCGGGGCCCGCUGUUCCUGCGCUGCUGCUCCUGGCGCAGCCUCAGCUCCGGCUCCGAGGGGGAGUCGCACCUGACGCGGGUCCUGCGGGAGAGGUUCCCCAGGGCCUCCUCCAUCAAGGUCGUGGACAUCUCAGGAGGCUGCGGGGCCAUGUACGAGAUCCACAUCGAGUCCGAGGAGUUCAGGGAGAAGAGGACAGUGCAGCAGCACCAGAUGGUCAACCAGGCCCUGAGUGAGGAGAUCAAGCACAUGCACGGGCUGCGCAUCUUCACCUCCAUCCCCAAGCCCUGAGGCUGCUCCACACCAAUAAAGUGCUCCAGGGCUGCUCUGGCUCUGCCUCCCUGGAUGUAUAAACUUCA
Molecule: messenger RNA, 408 nt
Organism: Chiroxiphia lanceolata (lance-tailed manakin)
Lineage: Eukaryota; Metazoa; Chordata; Aves; Passeriformes; Pipridae
Gene: BOLA3
Product: bolA family member 3
Exons: 4
Coding region: 35-340 (101 amino acids)
Source: RefSeq, a predicted model, not a curated record